AUAGAUGGCGCCAUAUACCCAUGUUUUUGUUUUGGAAAAAAUAGGUUAUUUCUUUAUUUUUAUUUUUCAUUAUUCCAGUUUUGAAAAAUAUAAAUUCACCAUGGCACUAGUAUUUCUUGAAGAAGAUCCCUGGUUGUUAGAGUACGAAUCAUGCGAAAAAUUGCAGAGAGAUAUUAUGGAGCAAUUAACGCUCAGGCAGAAAUAUCCUAGAACCAGCGAAUCGUAUUCACAAAUAUCUGCUAACGUUCGGCUAAGGUUAAAGCAAUACAACAAUGAAGUUGGACAACUUGAAAGGAAAUUGAAUGAUACAACAUUAUCACAAAACUUGUAUCCUUACUCCUACUGAAGCGUAUACACUGUGUAAUUCGUCAAUUCUCCUGCCUAAAUCAAUCAUAUUUGCUUUGAACUCCUGAAGAAACUGAAAGGCGUACAAGGCAGAUAGAAUACUUGAAGACAAAGAAUGUCCAAAUGCAACAAAUCUUUGAUGAACAAGUUGUUAACAAAAUGCUUGAGGACAGAAGACAACUGACUGGGAGUUCACCAUGGGGCAACGAUUCAUUCAGAGAUUCUGAAGGUGCUACCAGUACAGCCAGUGCUUCCGUAUCUGACAUGAGGUCAAAUCAGAAAAAUAUGUUAAAAGAGCAAGAAAAUGGCUUGGAAAAUCUGUCACAAAUCAUAUCAAGGCAGAAAGAUAUUGCACAUACCAUAUCAAAUGAAGUAGAUUAUCAUAAUGAAAUAUUGGAUGAUCUUGGGGCGCAAAUGGACAGGACAGACACAAGAGUCAGAUCAGAAACCCAACACAUUGGUGUUGUCAGUGAAAAAGACAAUACUUGUGGAUAUUGGAUCGUGAUAAUUUUGCUCCUUAUAAGCAUUGUAACUGUUGCUAUCAUUUGACUCAACUGUUAUUCCCAUUAUACCAAAACCCCAACGCAUUGUAGUAGGAUAAGUACCAAAAUAAUGUUUACAUUUUAAUUCUGUUUAUUUGAUAUAUUUUUUAUUCAAAGUGAUAUGUCUUUAUAUUUUCACCAAUAAAUGAUUCAAGAAGAUUCGGAA
This is a messenger RNA of Acanthoscelides obtectus, 1053 nucleotides long. The record is from the annotation of a GenBank genome assembly. NCBI's taxonomy places the organism in Eukaryota, Metazoa, Arthropoda, Insecta, Coleoptera, Chrysomelidae.